UAACUGCAUUUGACAACACAGCAGAUUGCCUGACAUUUUCGCAUCUAAUUAACUUUAAAUUAUGUGGCAUAGACAGUAUGACUAAAAAGGUAGAAGAUGACUGUCAAACCAACCCACCUGACCACCUAGCAAGCCAGAAAAGAUUCGAAAUAUAAAAAGGCCAUCAGUUACCCAGACAACAGCUUACAUUUAAGAACCAAAUAUGGCGGAGUCCAGAAAUUUCGCUCGCGACUUUCUGGAGGCAAACCGCGAGCGGAUCAUUUGGGGCGUGCAGGACAGCAGAGCUGUGGCGGAAGCCGCCGCUGCCCAGCGCCUACUCGAUGACCGAUGGACUGUGGAGGUGCGGUCUGCUCAGACCCCUCAGGAAGUGAUGAGGACGCUGCUGCGCGGCCUGGAGUCAGACACCGCAGCGAAGAUGUCAGCUUUCUACCAAAUACUCAGACAAAUGGAACCCAGGCUCAUUGAACAACUGGAGCAAAUGGACAGUGUGAAGGAAGAAAUACACACAAAACUGGACCACACGGGUGCAGAGACCAAGCAAGAUGUGGACAGAAUAGAACAUUUAAAGGCUGAGAUACAAUCAAAAAGAGAUGCCUUUCAGAAGAGGAAACGGGAGACAAUGCAAGCCAUAGAUGAGAUCGAAAAACUCUGGGAGGGAACAAAGAGAGAAAAGGAUGAUAUAGAAAACAUGAGGGCUAAGAUCCAGAAACAAAAUAAAGAUCUGGGACACAUGAUGGAAGAGAGGAGGCGACUAGAAGGCAUGGUGGAUCAGAUGAAGGCUGAUAUACGGAAGCUGAGGAAAGAGCUAAGGCAAAACCGAGAAGAGAUGAGACGUGAGAAGAACUCAACGGAAAAGAUGAGAGCUGAACUGCAAAUGGAGAAGAGCUCCUUGGAGACAAGGAGAGAGGAGAUCAUGAAGGACAGGGAACAACUACAGCAGAUGAGAUUUUCAGUACUGAAAGAAAGAGAAGAAAUUGAACAAGCCCAUGAAUUUACAAAUCAAGAGAAACUCAGGAUGGAACAGAUGAAAACUAACAUUGAAAGACAAAUCGAGGAAAUAGAGAUUCAGAAAGAAGAGACAAAGGUGGCAAAGGAGAGGAUGGAACAGAUCAGAACAGAGAUACAGACAGAGAGAGACACUCUGGAGAGGACAAGGUCUGAAACAAAAAAACAGAAAGAUCAGUUCGAACAGAUCAAGUAUGAGAUCAAUAAAGUCAAAGAAGAAAUGGAGAAAAGGUGGUGUGAGACCCAGAAUGAAGAACAAGAACAAAGGGCUGAUUUACAAAGGCAAAGAGAGGAGCUGGAGAAAAUGGUGGUUGAGUUAAAGAGAGAAAAAGAAGAGGUAAAAAAUUAUAGAGAAGAGGCAGAGAAAGAGAAAAGACAGACAGAACAAACGAAAGCAGAGCUACAUGCAGACAAAUACAGUUUACAGAAGGAAAGACAGGAGAUGAUCAGAGAAAGGAAGGAGUUGGAACAGAUGAAAAGUGAGAUAGAGAGAGCUAAAGAAAGCAUGGAACAAAGCAGGGAGAUUACAAACAGGGAGAGAGAGAAGAUGGAGAACAUGAAGAGUGCGAUUCAGAGAAAGAUGGCGGAGAUAGAAGUCAAGAUGGAGGAGGCAAAGCAAGCCAAAGACGAGAUGGAUAAGAGCAGGACAGACAUACAGAAAGCAAAAGACAUGCUGGAGAAACAAAGACAUGAAACAAGACAAGCAAAAGAGGAUCUAGAAAGGAGGAGGUAUGAGACUCUGAAUGAGGAGAUGGAGCGGAGAGCAGAAAUACAGAAAGAAAGGGAAGGGCUGGAGAGGGUCAGAUUGGGAAUGCAGACAGAAAAAGAAGAAAUGGAGAAAGCAAUGAAUGACAUGGAGAAAGAGCUGAACCAAAUGAGAGAAGAGACAAGGCAAGAGAGGAAUAAAGUAGAACAGAAGAAAGCAAAGAUGCAAACUGAGAAAGAUGUCUUAGAGAGACAAAGAAACGAGAUGAAAAAGGAGAGAGAAGAGUUAGAAGAGCUUAGGAAGGAGACGUUACAAAGAACAGAUGACUUGGAAAAAAGCAGGGAACUGAUGCAAAAAGAGAAGGACAAGAUAGAACAGCUUAAAACUGAGCUACAAGCCCAAAUGGCGGAAAUAGAAAACAAAAUGGAAGAUAUACAGGUAGCAGAAGAAAACCUGAAACGGAUGAAGACAGACAUUGAACGACAGAAGGAUGACUUGGAAAGAAAAGAGAGUAAGGUGAAGAAGGAUAAAGAACACUUCGAAAAGAUCAAGAAUGAGAUAAACCGACUUAAGGGAGAGAUGGAGAAAAGGUGGACUGAGACAGAGAAAGAACAUCAAGAACAAAGAGUUCAAAUACAACAAGAGAAAGAACAGAUAGAAGUAAUCAGGGCAGAGAUACAACGAGAAAAGGAGAAGACAGAAUGUGACAGAGAAGAAGCAAAGCAAGAAAAGAGGCAGAUUGAACAAAUGAAAUCUGAACUGCAUGCAGAAAGAGACGUUCUGGAGAAAGGCAAAGAAGAGACUAAACGAAAGGAAGCAGAACUGGAUUGGAUUGGUUAUGAAAUAAAGAAGGCAACCGAAAUCAUGGAGCAGAACAAAUUAGUGACAGAGCAGGAAAAACAUGAGAUGGAGCAGACAAGAGUGGAACUAAAGAAACAAGUGGAAGAGAUGGAAAAAAGAAAUAGGGAGUUGAUGCAGAAGAACGCUGAGCUAGAGCAAGCAAAAGCACAGACUCAAAGAGCAAAAGAAGUCUUGCAAGAGCAAAUUGAUGAUUUCCAGCGAAAAACAGAAGAUCUGGAGAGGAGAAGAUAUGAAAUUGUCAAAGAGGAACUGCAGCUGAGAAAUGAGAUACAAAGGGGCAGACAAGAAUUGGACUGGAUCAUGGUGGGGAUUCAAAGGGCGAAGGAGGAAGCAGAUAAACGGAAUGAUGAGAAAGAAAAUGAUGAAUUAGAAGCUGUGAUGAAAACAGGUAGAACUAGCAUGAAGAUAACAUGGGAAGAAUCAAAUCUGGAAGAGCUCAAGAUCACACAGAUAAAAAGCAUGAUGCGUGCAUAUAGGGAUACCCACGACACGGGAAGAGAGAAGGAAGAACAGCAGGUCAAAUCUGAAAUAGAACGAGCACUAGAAGUCAUGGGACAAAAUAAAAAAGCGAUAGAGCAAGAAAGGCAAGAGCUGGAGCACAUGAAAGCAGAGAUACAGAGAGAGAACGAAGCAAUGUGGAGGAGACGGAAAGAAACAUGGGCUGAGAUUGAAAAGCUAGAACAGAUGAAAAGAGAGGUAUUGAAGUCCAAAGAAGAGAUAGGGAAAAGUACAACUGCAAUGAAGAAAGAGAAGGACACAAUGGAACAGAUAAAAUCUGAGAUAAAAGGACAAAUAGAAGAGAUAGAAAACAAGAUUGAAGAAACAAGAAGAGCAAACUACAGGCUGGAACAAAUGAAGGAUGAGAUAGUGAGAGAAAAGGAUGAGUUGGAGAGUAUAAGAGAUGUGAAGGACGAAGAACCAUUUGAAAAGGUGAAAUAUGAGCUGCAAAGAAUAAAAAUUGAGAUCGAGAAGCUCUGGGAAGAGACCGAACAGGCGGACUGUGAACUGAGAGCUAGGUUACAGAAAGAGGAAGAAGAACUGGAGAACAGGGUAGAAAAGAUACAGAGGGAAAUGUUGGAAAUGGAGAAAGUCAAGGCAGAGAUAAAGAGUCAGACAGAAGAACUUCUGAAUAAAAAAGAAAGGAACGAAAGAGAACUGGACGAGAUUGAAAAAGCAAAGGCUGAACUAGAGAGGCAGAAAGAAGAAAUUGAAAAUAAUAUAGAAAAGGCAAAGAGCAAUGCAGAAAUGAUGAGGACAGAACUUGAGAGACAGAAAGAAGACAUUGAAAAAAGGCUAGAGAAGACAAAGAGAGAGCGAGAGGCCAUAGAGCAGAUGAAAGCUGAGAUCCAAAGUCAGAAAGAUGAAGUGGAACACAAGUACAAAAUGACAAAAAACGAAAUGUGCAAGUUGGAGGAGAUGAGGAAUGAAAUCCAAAGGAGGAGGAGUGAGCUGGAAGAGUGGUUACUGUUGUCAUUGACGAACAAGGCGGAAAUCGAGCUGCUGAAGGCGGGACUGCAAAGACAGAGGGUAGAGGUUGAAAGAAUGCUGCUAGCAGCAAAGGCAGAAAAUGACACGCUAGAGCGACAAAAGGCAGCUAUCCACGGAGAGAGGGAGGAAACUGAAAAAAUGAAGGCAGCCAUAGAGAGGGAGAAAGAUGCACUGGAGCAGAUGAAAAAUGAUCUGAAGAAAGUGAAAGAGGAAAAUGAAAAGAAAAUGGAGAAGAUGACGAGUGACAUGCGGAGCGUAAUGCAGAUGAGAACCGAAAUAGAAAGCCAAAGCAGUGACAUGGAGAAGAGGAUCAUAAACACACUGAAAGACAGACAAGAGGUGGAAACAAUGAAGGUGGACAUAAAAAGACAAAAAGAAGAGCUGGAAAUGAAAAUCGCUGAAGCAAAUAAGGAAAAGGACAAGAUAGACCGGAUGAAGAUGGAACUGCAGAAAACGCUAGAUGAAAUGAAAAAAACCAAAGAGGAGGAGAAAAGAAUAUGGAGAUGGGAGGAAAUCACGACAAUGGCUAAAAAAGAGGAAAUAGGCAGGAGGACAGAAGCUGGCAGAUACAAGGGGACUGAGACACAGGGAGAGAAAGAGGGGCCAAGGAAGACGAAGGGGAAGAGGGAAAGACAUCUUGGAACAUGGGUGAUACAAAAAAAGAAACGAAGAGAGGAAAGGAAUGAGGGCAACGUGGAUAUGAAAGAAAAAACAGAAAAGGACUUGGAAGAAAUGAGGGGAUCCACAGGUGACUUUGAAAAGAUGGAAGAAUUGCACGAAAGGAAAGAUGAUGUGGACGAAUGGACAGAAAGAAGGAAAUGGAAAAUGGUGGAGCAGGUGAAAGCAGAUGUGCAAAAAGAAGAAGUGAAACACAAUCAGUCCAGGGAAGACAGCAUGACAGAGAUGCUGACAAUGAUAGCUAGAAGAAGAGAGAUGGAGAAUGAGGAGGAGGAUGUAGAAAAGGAAUUGGAAAAAAUAAACAGGGAGAAGGAUGAUAUCAAAAAGCUGAAGGCUGCACUACAGAAACAGCAAAAGGAAAUGGAGAACUGGAUGGAGGAAAGGGAACGGGAGAUGAUUAGGAUUAAAGAGAUGAGAACUGACCUUGAAAACAAGGAAGAGCACAUUGAACAAAUGAGAAAUGACGUUAUGAGUAAAAUUAGCAAAAUGGCAGCAAUUGAAGCUGGAAGGGAUGGACAGACACAAGGAAUAGAAAUGCAAUGGGAUCUGAUGAAGCAAGAGAAGGAUGUCAUUCGUCAGCUGAAAGCUGAGCUGCAAAAAGAGAAACAGGAUAUAGAGAAAUGGAUAGAGGAAAGACGGCGGGAAGGGAUCAGUAUUGAACAAAUUAAAGCUGAUAUUCAAAAUGAGAAACAGAAAAUUGAUCAAGCCAGAGAUGACACUAUGAGGGAGAUUAGCAAAAUGGAAACCAUUAAAGCUGAGAUGGAUGGUCAGAAGGAAGGAAUAAAAGAACAACUAGAGCAGAUUAAGAGAGAAAAAGAGGAUAUUGAAGAAAGUAAGGCUGAGCUGCAGAAGAAGAAUGAGGAAUUGGAGAAAUGGAUACAAGAGUGGCAACAAGAGAAAGUCUUGACUGACGAACUAAAAGCAAACCUUGAAAAAGAGAAAGACAAAAUUGAUGAAACACUGGAAAGGGAAAGGGAGGUAAUGGAAAAGCAAUUGGAGCAGAUGAAAAGGGAGAAAGAAGAUAUGGAAAAAUGGAAGGUUAAGCUACGGAAAGAGAAAGGAAAAAAGGGGCGACAGAAAGAACAAAUGAAAGAACGACUGGACCAGAUUAUGAGGGAGGAAGACGAUAUUGAGAAAAUAAAGGCUGAGUUACAGAAGCAAAAAUUGGACAUGGACAACUGGAUACAAGAGAGGCAGCAAGAAAAAGACUUGAUUGAACAGAUGAAAACAGACCUUCAAAAUGAGAAAGAAACAUUUGAUAAAGUAAGAAAAGAAACAAAACUUUUGGAAUUCAAAUUGGAACAGAUACAGCAGGAAAAGGACGAUAUUGAGCAACAAAAGUGUGAGAUACAGAGACAGAGAGAGGAAAUGGAAAACUGGAUACAGGAAAGACAGCAGGAGAUGACUAGGAUUGAACAAAUGAAAGAGGAUAUUGAAAAUGAGAAAGAAAAAAUUGAUCAAGCCAGAGGUGAUGUAAUGAGGGAGACUGUCAAAAUGGAAGCCAUUAAAGCAGAGAUGGAUGAACAGAAAAGAGAGAUGGAGAAGGAACUGGACAAUAUUAAAAGGGAGAAAGAUGAAAUUGAUCAAAUGAAGUUGCAGCUUCAGAAACAAAAAAUGGACAUAGACAACUGGAUAGAAAAGAGGCAGGAGGAAAAAGACAAGAUCGAACAGCUGGCAACAGACCUUCAAAAGGAGACAGAAACAUCUGAUCAAAUAAGAGAAGAAACAAAACUUAAACAACUAAAACUGGAACAGAUACAGCAGGAAAAGGACGAUAUUGAGCAACAAAAGCGUGAGAUACAGAAACAGAGAGAGGAAAUGGAAAACUGGAUACAGGAAAGACAGCAGGAGAUGACUAGGAUUAAACAAAUGAAAGAGGAUCUUGAAAAUGAGAAAGAAAAAAUUGAUCAAGCCAGAGGUGAUGUAAUGAGGGAGACUGUCAAAAUGGAAGCCAUUAAAGCAGAGAUGGAUGAACAGAAAAGAGAAAUGGAGAAGGAACUGGACAAUAUUAAAAGGGAGAAAGAUGAAAUUGAUCAAAUGAAGUUGCAGCUUCAGAAACAAAAAAUGGACAUAGACAACUGGAUAGAAGAGAGGCAGCAAGAGAAAGACUUGAUUGAAGAAAUUAAAGCAAACCUUCAAAAAGAAAAAGAGAAAAUUGAUCAAACUCGAGAAGAUAAUUUAAGAGAAGCCAGAAAAAUUGCAGAUAUCAAAGUUGAGUUGGACAGCGAAAAGGAAAUAAUGGAAAAUCGAAUGGACCAGAUUAAGAGGGAGAAAGAUGAUAUGAAAGAAUUGAAGGAUAAGCUACAGAAAGAGAAAGAAGAAAUGGAACGACAAAAAGAACAAAUGGAAGAGCAAUUAGGCCAGAUUAAGAGGGAGAAAGAGGAAAUUGAGAAAAUAAAGGCUGAGCUACAGAAGCAAAAAUUGAACAUUGACAACUGGAUACAAGAGAGGCAGCAAGAACUGAUCAGUAUUGAACAAAUGAAAGAGGAUCUUGAAAAAAAGAAAGAGAACAUUGAUCAAGCCAGAGAUGCUGCAGUGCAGGAGAUCAGCAAAAUGGAAGCCAUGAAAGUGGACAUGGAUGGACAGAAAGAAAUAAUGGAAAGGCAAUGGGAAGAGAUGAAGCAGGAGAAAGAUGUGAUUGAUCAACUGACAGCUGAGCUAGGGAAACAGAAAGAGGACAUGAACAACUGGACAGAGGAAAUAGAGAAAGAGGUGAUGAGGAUUGAAGAAAUGAAAGCUGAUAUUCAAAACAAGAAAGAGAAAAUUGAUCGAGACAGAGGUGAUGUAAUGAGGGAGAUUCUCAAAAUGGAAGCUGUUAAAGCUGAGAUGGAUGGACAGAAAAGAGAGAUGGAGAAGGAACUGGACAAUAUUAAAAGGGAGAAAGAUGAAAUUGAUCAAAUGAAGUUGCAGCUUCAGAAACAAAAAAUGGACAUAGACAACUGGAUAGAAGAGAGGCAGCAAGAGAAAGACUUGAUUGAAGAAAUUAAAGCAAACCUUCAAAAAGAAAAAGAGAAAAUUGAUCAAACUCGAGAAGAUAAUUUAAGAGAAGCCAGAAAAAUUGCAGAUAUCAAAGUUGAGUUGGACGGGGAAAUGGAAGUAAUGGAAAAUCGAAUGGACCAGAUUAAGAGGGAGAAAGAUGAUAUGAAAGAAUUGAAGGUUAAGCUACAGAAAGAAAAAGAAGAAAUGGAACGACAAAAAGAACAAAUGGAAGAGCAAUUAGGCCAGAUUAAGAGGGAGAAAGAGGAAAUUGAGCAAAUAAAGGCUGAGCUACAGAAGCAAAAAUUGAACAUUGACAACUGGAUACAAGAGAGGCAGCAAGAACUGAUCAGAAUUGAACAAAUGAAAGAGGAUCUUGAAAAAAAGAAAGAGAACAUUGAUCAAGCCAGAGAUGCUGCAGUGCAGGAGAUCAGCAAAAUGGAAGCCAUGAAAGUGGACAUGGAUGGACAGAAAGAAAUAAUGGAAAGGCAAUGGGAAGAGAUGAAGCAGGAGAAAGAUGUGAUUGAUCAACUGACAGCUGAGCUAGGGAAACAGAAAGAGGACAUGAACAACUGGACAGAGGAAAUGGAGAAAGAGGUGAUGAGGACUGAAGAAAUGAAAGCUGAUAUUCAAAACAAGAAAGAGAAAAUUGAUCGAGACAGAGGUGAUGUAAUGAGGGAGAUUCUCAAAAUGGAAGCUGUAAAAGCUGAGAUGGAUGGACAGAAAAGAGAAAUGGAGAAGGAACUGGACAAUAUUAAAAGGGAGAAAGAUGAAAUUGAUCAAAUGAAGUUGCAGCUUCACAAACAAAAAAUGGACAUAGACAACUGGAUAGAAAAGAGGCAGGAGGAAAAAGACAAGAUCGAACAGCUGGCAACAGACCUUCAAAAGGAGACAGAAACAUCUGAUCAAAUAAGAGAAGAAACAAAACUUAAACAACUAAAACUGGAACAGAUACAGCAGGAAAAGGACGAUAUUGAGCAACAAAAGUGUGAGAUACAGAAACAGAGAGAGGAAAUGGAAAACUGGAUACAGGAAAGACAGCAGGAGAUGACUAGGAUUGAACAAAUGAAAGAGGAUCUUGAAAAUGAGAAAGAAAAAAUUGAUCAAGCCAGAGGUGAUGUAAUGAGGGAGACUGUCAAAAUGGAAGCCAUUAAAGCAGAGAUGGAUGAACAGAAAAGAGAGAUGGAGAAGGAACUGGACAAUAUUAAAAGGGAGAAAGAUGAAAUUGAUCAAAUGAACUUGAAGCUUCAGAAACAAAAAAUGGACACAGACAAUUGGAUAGAAGAGAGGCAGCAAGAGAAAGACUUGAUUGAAGAAAUUAAAGCAAACCUUCAAAAAGAAAAAGAGAAAAUUGAUCAAACUCGAGAAGAUAAUUUAAGAGAAGCCAGAAAAAUUGCAGAUGGCAAAGUUGAGUUGGACGGGAAAAAGGAAGUAAUGGAAAAGCAAUUGGAGCAGACUAAGAGGGAGAAGGAUGAUAUGAAAGAAUUGAAGGUUAAGCUACAGAAAGAGAAAGAAGAAAUGGAACGACAAAAAGAACAAAUGGAAGAGCAAUUAGGCCAGAUUAAGAGGGAGAAAGAGGAAAUUGAGCAAAUAAAGGCUGAGCUACAGAAGCAAAAAUUGAACAUUGACAACUGGAUACAAGAGAGACAACAGGAAAAAGACUUGAUUGAACAGAUGAAAACAGACCUUCAAAUAGAGAAAGAGGAAAUUGAUCAAUUAAGAGAGCACAUAAUAAGGGAGACGACAAUUUCAGUAACGAAAACUGAAAUGGAUGUAGAACAGAAAAUUAUGGAAUCGCAAUGGAGACUGAUACAACAAGAAAAGGCUCAUAUUGAACAAUUAAAGUCAGAGCUACAGAAUGAGAGAGAGGAAAUAGAGAAGUGGAUCCAGGACAGACAGAAGGAGGAAAUCAGGAUUGAACAAAUGAAAGAGGAUCUUCAAAAUGAGAAAGUGAAAAUUGAUCAAGCAAGAGAUGAUUUAAUGAGGGAUAUCGGCAAAAUGGAAGCCAUUAAAGCUGAGAUGGCAGGACAAGAAGAGGGAAUGCAAAAGGAACUUGAGAAAAUAAAAAGGGCGAAAAAUGAUAUUGAACGAAUCAAGUUGGAGCUACAGAAACAAAAAAUGGACAUAGACAACUGGAUACAAGAGAGACAGGAGCACAAAGGCUUGAUUGAACAAAUGAAAAAAGAAAUUCAAAAAGACACAACGGAAGUUGAUCAAAAACAGGAAGCAACUGUAAGAGACACAACAAUUUCAGUAACAAAACCUGAAAUUUACAAAGAAAAGAUAAUUAUGGAAUUCCAGGAACAGAUACAACAGGAAAAGGACAAUAUUGAGCAACAAAAGUGUGAGAUACAGAAACAGAGACAGGAAAUGGAAAACUGGAUACAGGAAAGACAGCAGGAGAUGACUAGGAUUGAACAAAUGAAAGAGGAUCUUGAAAAUGAGAAAGAAAAAAUUGAUCAAGCCAGAGGUGAUGUAAUGAGGGAGACUGUCAAAAUGGAAGCCAUUAAAGCAGAGAUGGAUGAACAGAAAAGAGAAAUGGAGAAGGAACUGGAAGAGAUAAAAAUGAAGAAACAUGACAUUGAACAGCUUAAGUUUGAAUUACAGAAACUGAAAGAGCAAAUGGACAACUGGAUGCAAAAAAUGCAACAGGAGAAGGACUUGAUUGAACAAAUGAAAACAGACCAUCAAAAAGAGACAGAAAAAAUCGAUCGAUCAAGGGGAGUGAAAAUAAAGGAGACAGUUAUUUCAGCAACAUAUCCUGAAAUAAAUAAAGAAAAUGAAGGAAUGGAAAUACAAUGGAAGCAGAUUCAGUUGAAGAAGGAUGAUAUUGAACGACAGAUAGAGAGUGUGAAUAAGACAGACAUCGAUAAGGAGGUCAAGACGUUUAGGGAUGACAUGUUCAAAGGGGUGGAAGGACUAGUGGAAGACAAAGACCUGAAGACUGAUACUAUAAAGGAGCAACUGAUGAAAACAACAGAGAAUCUUGACCAUGAAAAAGACACAGAGCCUGUAAGACUUUGGGAAAUGGUGGAUGUGGACAUACAAGAGGAUUAUGAGACCGAAAAAACUGCUAGGCUAACAGAGGUGGAGGAUACAGGAGGGAGACGAGGGGAAGAGACAGAUGGGGAGAUGCAAAGAUCCACAGAGCAUCUUGUGCAUACUAGCACCUCUUUGGAACAGGAGGAAAGGGUGCAAGGACAAAUUGUGAUAGAAAGAGAGUCACGUGCAGCUCCCCGCAGACUUGGGCGAGCAUGGCGCUGGUUCAGACGCCGCUGUUGGCGCUGCUGUUUGUGCUGUUGCCCUCAGCCUACAGAGGAAGAAAUCGACUUGACAGAAUCAUAGAUUCUGUUGAUUUCCUGUCAUGCGACUAAUGGGCAGCUGAAUGUGUUAUUUGCAUGAAGAACUCCUCCUUGGUCAAAAAACAUCGCGUUUCCCCAAACUGCUUUGUCAAUGUUGUAUAUUUACAUUCUUUUCUAUAUUUUUGGUUUGUUGCCUGUUUGACUGGUGUGGAACUUGAAACAUGACAUUGUGUCUGCACACUGAUGUCUGACUGUUAUCGACAAUAACAAAUCGUGGUAUUAAAAGCAUAGCUCGUGCACCAAACCUCCAGUGUUAUUACAGCAAGGUCUUAAGCACCAGCAGGAUUUCACCAAGAUGUAAUUUAUGUUUAAUCUUGUACAUUUGUGUAUAUAUGUAUAAAAAUUUAUAUUUUUCUCAAACUUAACUAAAAACAUUUUUAAAGCAAUGUCAAAAAGAUUUGUCAUUUCAGAAAAAAAACAUUUUGCAUAAGAACAUAGAGUUUGGCAUUCGUAUGCAAGACGAAUGGAUGGAAAUACAACCAGAUGUUAUGCAUAAUUCUAAUGACCCUGAAAACAUUAAUUUUAAAAGAUGACAAACCAUUAUUUUAAGUGAUCCUCUCCACUUGCCAUUGGGCCAUGACUCGGAUAACUACUGUCCACGGCAGUCCUUUUAUUUCUAUCUUACACAUAAUUAAACAUUGGGAUGAAUGGCAGCAAAGACAAACAAGACAAUGAACUCAUGGACUGGAAUUUCACUGCUGUCUAUGUUUGUCAUUGACCAAGUCUUGGGCAAGUGAGCACAUUGCAAUGAGUCAAUGUCACCAGCUGGACAUGGAUAAAACCUCAAUAAGGAACACAUCACAUCUGGACCUUCUGCUGAGGCCAAACAUUUGGAUUUUGCAGUCAUGGCCUGAGUGACUCAGCAAGUCGGUCAGUUUCUACUACAAGUGGAUCUUCAGAGAGGACCAGUUGCACCACCAGAGAUGGACACACAAAGACGGACUGAAGAGCAUUUUGAAUCUCAUAAAGAUAAGGAGGAAAAUUCAGCAGUUGGAUCCUAUCACGUGCACUAUGUAGAGUGGUGGUGUUCAUGCUUUCAAGAGGGUACUGACUGAUGUUGUGGAGGGAUGAUUAAUUCAGGGCAAUUCCCAUAUUCCUUGUUAUACUGACAGACCUUUCUUUUGAUGUUGCAGUGGAAAUGCAGUACAGUGUGGUAAUUAUCAUGGCGAUCCAUAAAAUGUAUAUCAGCUUGGUUGUAUAUGCUCUGGUCUGGGGUUGGUCAUGUAUUGUUAGACUGCAUGAAGAGCAAAAUAUUACUCUGAGUUAAGGUAAAGACAUGUAUAAAUAAGACCCUAAAACCCUUUAGUUCCCCAGAAUAUUAUGAAAUACUGAUUAUGAGCUUGUACAGUCAUUUUAUUAGGUACACCUGCUCAAAAUGCUGCAUCUUAAAACCUGAAGCUUGCAAAAAAGGGUUGAAAGGUCCACUUACCGUUUGGCAAAACACUGGUGCCAGAUAUGGCGAUACCUGCCUCUCAGAAAGAACCAUCAUCUUUCUCUGCCCUACCUAGUCUAGAAUUUACAAAGCAUAGUGUGGAAAAAAACAAUGUAUACCAUUGAAAUUGUUCUAGAGGCAGAAGGGGGUGCUAUUUGGUUCUAGUUAGGCGUACCUGAUGAAACAGCCACUCCCUGUAGUUCAGUUAAUUAAUCAUAAUGUCUGGUGGUGGAAUGUAACAAAUACUGUACAGUCGACCCUCGCCAUUUCGUGCUUCGACUUUCGCGGCUUCACUUUAUCGCGGUUUUUUGUAUAUUCAUUAAAAAGUUGAUCGAGAUGAAAUGAAAAUGAUACAUCGCUAUUAAUUGGUAUUAAUUGGUAUUUGCACCAAAUAUUUUUUUCAAAAUGACAGAUUAUAAAUGUGUACCAGUGUAUUAUUAAACGCAGACUGUCGAUCUUAA
Molecule: messenger RNA, 12969 nt
Organism: Brienomyrus brachyistius
Lineage: Eukaryota; Metazoa; Chordata; Actinopteri; Osteoglossiformes; Mormyridae
Product: trichohyalin-like
Exons: 14
Coding region: 203-11059 (3618 amino acids)
Biological process (GO): regulation of apoptotic process; mitotic sister chromatid cohesion
Molecular function (GO): double-stranded DNA binding; cohesin loader activity
Source: RefSeq, a predicted model, not a curated record